AUGACUGUACCCACUCUACCCAACAGCUUGUCGGCUCCUGUCAAUGUGACCAUCAAGGCUCUGAAGGCCAACUCUGCCGUGGUGACAUGGGACAUCCCCGAGGGGGACCCCGUCAUCGGCUUCGCCAUCACACAGCAGAAAAAGGAUGUGCGCAUGCUACGCUUCAUCCAGGAAGUGAACACCACCACCCGCUCCUGUGUAUUAUGGGACUUGGCGGAGGAGACCGACUACAUUGUGCACGUGCAGUCCAUCAGCAUGAGUGGGCCCAUGAGUCCGCACAGCGAACCGCUGCGCUUCCGGACACCCAAGGAGGCCGAGACACAGGCCUCCAAGAGUAAAGACGAGGUGACCAUGGAGGAAGUGGGAGCUCAGCUGAGGGCGGGGGAGUUCAUCAUUAUCGUGGUGGUGCUGAUCAUGUGGGCAGGUGUGAUUGCUCUCUUCUGCCGUCAGUAUGACAUCAUCAAAGACAACGAGCCCAACAACAACAAGGACAAAGCCAAGACCUCAUCAGAGUGCAGUACUCCGGAGCACCCAACGGGGGGGCUGUUGCGCAGUAAGUUCCCCAAGAACAAUAACAACAACAACCGUACGCCAUCUGUGAACAUCAUCGAGCUGUGAUGACUAGGGCCCUCUCUAAUCCAAAGGACUGAGUGUCUUCUGAACAGAGCAACCAAAAUGCCCGUUAUGCCCAUCUGCUUGUUAGGGUGAGGCUGGGACUGUGGGCACGCCCCUUUGGCCGUGCCCAGCCCUUUGGCAUGGGGCUUGGAUGUGAACUGGGCCCCCAGGACUCCAGGGGUUAGGCCUCAAAGGAGAGGCUCUAGGUGUGAUGGCAGGACUGUGGCUGUCACUGCUCUAAUCACUGCCACAGGGCCAAGGAGAUAAGGGCCAAAUGGAUUCAGCUAUAAGCUGAGAAACAGAUGGGAGAUAUGAACAUGGCCAGGGAACUGCAGGUAACCAGGGCCAGAGGCCAUCUCUCUAUUAGCUUCAGUGCAGGCUGCUGAGGGGAG
Messenger RNA from Oncorhynchus tshawytscha (Chinook salmon), 1007 nucleotides. RefSeq names its product fibronectin type III domain-containing protein 5-like. Bases 1 to 618 code for a protein of 205 amino acids. Gene Ontology annotation, molecular function: protein binding. NCBI's taxonomy places the organism in Eukaryota, Metazoa, Chordata, Actinopteri, Salmoniformes, Salmonidae. The transcript is spliced from 6 exons. The record is from RefSeq and is a predicted model, not a curated record.